GUUACAUUACGCAUACGCCACGAGCAACCCUUCGAGACAAUGCUGUUGUUGCAACAUGGGAAGCAGUUGCGUUGCAAUGAAAUGGAGAAAGUGGCUGCAGCUGCCACUUGGCCCAUGCUGCGGCUCACCAACGAGGCAAACUUCUAUCUAAUGCGCAGUCAAAGCACUGAGAUGUUGGCAUUGAUUUGUCUAACUGAGAGUCGAGAGAUGAACAUGGAAAUGUGGCAAGCAUUGGCCACAAAUCUCAACAACAUGCGUCAUGUGCGUCUCUUGUUGUUGCAACACGAAGCACAGUCUCUGGGACAACCGUUCGAAGAACUGUCGGAUAUCACACAAGAGUUGAAAUUUCCUCACGUUGUACUCUUCGCAACCACAGGAAUCCUUUAUCGACUGCAACCUUAUGCCAGCCAGCACUGGCUACAACUCAACACAAUGCGACACAUCUUCAUGAAGCAGCACAAUUAUCAACAUUUGGUGGCACACACACUGCCGGAUCAGAUAACAUCGCUGUCGCUUGUCUACGUGGAUAAGAAGACACAGAGGUUGCGGAUGACAGGAUUUGUGGCCAGGUUAAUGCAGGAAUUUACGCGUGUACACAACAUCACAUUGCGGUGGCAACGCCCAGUCAUCGCUGGCGAGGAGUUAUCCAUAAUCCUGUUGCGCAACAUGACACUGAAUGGCACCCUCAAUCUACCCAUUACGCUCUGUGGCUUUGAGCACGACAGUUCUUCGGGUCUCUACUCGUAUCCCUACGACAUUCCCUCGUGGUUCAUUAUGGUGCCGUGUCCUCGCCAGAUGGCCACAGCUCAAGUCUAUCGCGUGCUCUUCAAUUGGCGAAUGUUGUCGCUGCUCUUUGGCUCCUACUGCAUCUUUGUGUUGCUCGACUCGAUGCUUUCUUGCCUGCUGACGCGUUCAAAGUUCGAGUGGACCAAUUUGAUAUGCAACGAACGCAUGAUAUCGGGGAUUAUUGGACAAUCGCUGGACAUACGCGCUCACUCCACACUUAGCUCAAGGAUUACUCAAGCACAACUUUUCAUUGUGGGACUCAUGAUUAGCACGAUUUUCGCAGCUCAUCUGAAGACACUUUUGACCAAGCCACCUACUGAACCAAAGGUGUCCAACUUCCAAGAACUAAAGGAAUCGCAUCUGCGCAUUUUCCUAGAGGAAAGCGAAAAUUUCUAUGUUAACAGGAUAACAUCAAGGAAUCCCAUCCAGCCGGUUCGAUCGAAGAUUGAAUAUCUGCCCACCAAUGAUUUUUAUGCCCAACGUAAGAGUCUCAAUGUCUUGCAAGCGUUUUCUAUAACCUUAACCGAGUGGAAUAUGAUCAAACGCCAACAGGAACUUUUCCAUCAGCCCGCAUUUUGCUACUAUCCCAAUCUGGUUAUCCGCAUGAAUCUACUGAUGUCUGUGCCCCUGGAACCCAAUUCGAUCUACGCUCAACCUCUUGAUCUGUUCAUACAUCAAAUUCAUGCCUCUGGCUUGUUGAACUAUUGGAAGACGGAAGUUGUUAGGGAUCUAAUUGCUCUUGGUCAACUCAGCCAAAAGGAUCCAUAUGAGUAUAAACCUUUUCGGGAGUUUAAAGUGUGCGAUUUGUUUUGGGUUUGGUUGAUCUAUCUACUGGGAUUACUAUUGGCAACUAUUGCCUUGGUGUGUGAGAUUGCAGCUAAGAAAAUUCGUAGAAGAAAUCUGCAGUUUAUUCCGUAA
This is a messenger RNA of Drosophila nasuta, 1704 nucleotides long. RefSeq names its product Ionotropic receptor 67a (gene Ir67a). The record is from RefSeq and is a predicted model, not a curated record. The transcript is spliced from 2 exons. NCBI's taxonomy places the organism in Eukaryota, Metazoa, Arthropoda, Insecta, Diptera, Drosophilidae. The annotation marks the transcript as partial.